Messenger RNA from Zonotrichia leucophrys gambelii, 1957 nucleotides. Its product is annotated as insulinoma-associated protein 1. The transcript has 5 exons. Lineage: Eukaryota; Metazoa; Chordata; Aves; Passeriformes; Passerellidae. The coding region runs from base 444 to 746 and encodes 100 amino acids. The record is from RefSeq and is a predicted model, not a curated record.
AAGACAGGGGCAAGGAGAGGACUCCGGGACUCGUCGGCCACAAAGCAGUAGGCAGGACGGGUGUGGGGGGGGGGGCGAGACGAACGGGGCCCGAGGCAGGGCCAGCUCCCGCGGGGUGACAGGGUCCCGGGACGGCGAGGGUAGGAAGAAUGAUCGGCAUUUAUAACGCCGGGGGAGGCUCACAGCCUUUCAAAGAGUUUCAGCUGGGGCUUGCCACAAACCGAUUUCAAGUCUUCUCCUUCAGACCCAGGGGCUGGAGAAGCUGUCCCUCCAAGGCUCCCUGGCACCUACUGGGGGGGACAUGUACCUCUCUAAACGGGCCCUGAAGCCGAAAUGCUUUGUUAUGCUCAAAACAAUAAAUAAGGUUCCGAGUGAAGCCUUCAGAAUAAAAGAUUGGUUAGUGUAAUAUCCCUAGUGCAGCUAUCAACGUGGUCAUAAGAACUAUGAACUACAGCGUGGGCCUCGGGUCCGUUGGAGGCACCGCACCGCCUGGGACACUUUCGGGCGGCCCCUGCACCGGCAGCCCCCGCUGCUGUGCCCCCACCCGCCGGCCCCGGGGGUCGCGGGGCGCUGUGCCGGCGGCGGGGAGCGCCGGUGUGCGGGCAGCGCCGGCGGCGGGGCCGGGCCCGCAGCCCCCUCAGCCGCCCUCAGCCCCCGCCCGCCCGUCCGCCCGCGCGCGGGGAGGGGGCGUCGCGGGGCGCCCCCUGGCGGCCGGCCGGGGCCAGGCGGAGCGCGCCCAAAGUUGAUUUUGUUCAGCAAGCCGUAUCGUAUAAAAUUAACGACAGCCAAUAAAAUUAGCUUACAUGUUUCAACCGUAAAAGUCCAAAACAAAAUAAAGCUAGUUUUAGUGAAGCUAAGAAGCUCUGCUUUGGCCCCGUUCUCUCUGGCUUGAACUGGGGUCCUUUUAUCUAAAGCCCAGUGCACAAACAUAUAGCUUAAUGUGACUAGUGUUCUUCCUUUUAUUUCUUUCUCUAUGGCAACCAAUAUGUUCUGCUCAGAAAUGUUCCCCCAUCAAGGAAACAAAUGAUCUUGAGGGAGCAGCUCUAUACGGCAUCUGUUCCGAUGGAGCACACAGAGUUAACCCCAGUCAAAAGAGACGCUGGGCACGUCAACAAGAAGUGGAAAAUGAGCGAUUCUUCUCCCCCCCAAAUUGAAACCUAUACCUCCGUAGUUUUACAAGCCAUUUUAUUGAUUUGGCUAUCGACCGUUUCCAAAGAAGUAACUAAUUCUAGGAAAUUACAAUGAUCACCAGCUAUUGUGUAUCCAAAAGAGCAGCAACAGAGGUGGCAAGGAAAAAUGAAUGCAAAAAAACAAGGUAAAAUUAAAACAAAUUAAAGUCACUUAAUGGGAUAUUUAAGGUUCGGUAAAGUUUUCGGGAGCGGUAUCUGGCCUGUUAAUUUAAUCCUACAUUGUUUAUCACAUUAUUUAUCACACUGACCCAAACGCUAUAGAAGAGUUUCAGAUCAUUAGACUACACCUUGCAAUUGCAUGGGAUUCGGCGAAAGCCGAGAGACAGGCAAGAUUGUCAAGAGAGAGAAACAAAGUGAAAUCUGGUCUGUAAUCCUCCAGCCCCAAUCUCCUUGGAGAAUAAAAUGAAGGGAUGUCCUGGUUAGUUUUGAUUGAUUAUACUCUUUCUGAUGGACUUUCACUACAGAGCUCUAGAUGUUGUGCUUAACCGUCUGUUCCCUAGUUACAAUAUUAACCCUGUGCGUGCACCGCCGCUCCACACCUUCCCCGGCCUCCCCCGCUCCCGUCCGUCCGUCCGUCCGUCCGUCCGUCCCUCCGCCGGCAGGUGCUCGGGUCAGCUCGGCCCCGGCCCCUCUCCCGCCCGCUGCACCGGCCGGGCCCCCUCCCCGCCCGCCGGGCGACCCCCCGCCCCCCCGAAGCAGCGUUUGAACACAGCCCGCAUCUCUGCCUCGCCUCCCCUUCACAAAUCUGUAAUAUUUUCGAGAGCUUU